Molecule: messenger RNA, 591 nt
Organism: Opisthorchis viverrini
Lineage: Eukaryota; Metazoa; Platyhelminthes; Trematoda; Opisthorchiida; Opisthorchiidae
Exons: 4
Coding region: 1-540 (179 amino acids)
Cellular component (GO): cytoplasm
Source: RefSeq, a predicted model, not a curated record
AUGAAUCAGAGAGAUGGCCGUUGCAUGUUGAAGAUCUUUGAAGUCUGUUCGACCGGAGUGCUUCCAGGUCGUUGCGUGAUUCUGAUGGAACGUGAUCUCCACAGACUACAGGACCAAUAUCAGCAAACCCUCCAAAGUGCAAUGACCAAGCUUGAUAAAGAGUUUCUUAGAAAAAUGCAGGCAACGUAUUUCCGUUGUGGUUUGCAAUGUUCGGAAAACUCCGACAUCUCCGUCACUGAUGUACAACGGUGCAUCGAGCGCUGCGAAUCCCCUCUGUCACAAGCACAGAAUCUUAUGCAGUCCGAACUCUCCUCUUUUCAGAACCGAGUGCAACAGUGUAGUUCUGAAUGUGCGAAUCGUGCAAGAGAUGGACUGAAACCAGAACCCUCCGAUGAAGAAAUCCGAAAGGCGCAACAAAAAGCCUUCAAAUGUGCACAGAAUUGUGUCGAAACCCAACUUUCAUCUGGGUUACCUGCCCUUGUGGAGCGGUUGCGGGCUCAGCUGCAGAAACUCAAAGCUGAUCAGUUGAAGAUGAUUUGAUAGUUAGACACAGUACUGCAUUUCGCAUACUGUCGGCAAUACAGUCUUUGA